AUGCAGAACUUUUUUUCUCUGCUGCUAUCGACCAGUGCCGCACCUGUUUCCUUCCAGCCAAUUGCAAGCCCAGCUCCUCUGCCACCAAAGACGAAGGCCAGCGAACCGCCAGCUGGACACCCCAAUGGCUCGCACGCGAGUAAAAAGGGUCAUCCCGAUCGGGAUGACUUGCACCGACCGCACCCAAAUGCGGAGCAAACCGAGGAUUUUGACAUAGUCCUACGCCACUUCUAUCCGCUAGAGAUGAGCAAUGGGCGUUGCCAAGCAUACACCAACGGCGAGCUGGAACGCGCAAUCGUAACACUACAGAAAGCUUGCAGGGAAAACGUCGACAAGUGUCGGUCGAUCAACGUAGGAAGUGCCGUGGUACAUCGGUUCAAGAGCGAUCUCCGGCGUCAUGACAGCAGGGCGGCCUACCAAUUUGCGAAAGAGCACCAAGUCCCGUUGAUCGGUCUUUACAUCGACAAACGGAAGGCGAUCCCGAAACAGAUUGUGGAGUUGUGUCAACAGUGGGGCGCGAAAAGCUUAUAUGCAAAUAUCGAGUAUGAGGUGGAUGAGCUGCGGCGCGAAGCCAAGCUCGUAAGGCUCUGUGCAGAUAACGAUAUCAGUUUCACUCACUCUCAUGAUACCUGCGUGGUCACCCCGGGCGCGCUGGCUAGUCAGCGAGGGAAACAAUAUUCCGUUUAUACUCCAUGGUAUCGCUCUUGGCUGGCAUUUCUAAAAGAGAACCCGGAUUACCUCGAGGUCGCUGAGGGGGAAUGCACGACAACAAUUCAAGAACUUGUUCAAUUGCAAUGUGCCAGCCGCCCCAAUACCCACAUCUUAUCAGACGAAGAUCAGAAACGCUUCGAGUGGUUUUACCCAGCCGGUGAGCAUGAAGCUCUCCAGCGACUGGGAAACUUCCUUGAGAAAGGGAAAGAGUAUGAGAAGGCGCGGAGCAAGUUGUCUGGUGAAAGCACUUCGGUCUUGAGUCCUUACUUUGCAUGCAGGGCGCUCAGCGCAAGGACUGCUGUCGUGGCAGCGAAGAGAAUCAACAAAGGCCACAUCGAUCGAUAUGACCCCGGUUACAUGACCUGCAUCGGCGAGCUGGCCAGGCGCGACUUUUACAAGCAUGUCCUAGAGUACGACAAUGACCAAUUUCAAGCGUGGCGCGAUGGGAUGACAGGCUUCCCCAUCGUCGAUGCAGCAAUGCGCCAGCUCCGCCACUGCGCGUGGAUGCACAACCGCACGUGCAUGUUAUUCUCAUCUUUCCUUACCAAGGACCUGAUGCUCGAUUGGCGCCGUGGCGAGCGCUACUUCAUAGAGAAUCUGAUGGAUGGUGACUUCGCGUCCAAUCACGGCGGUGAGCAAUUCGACCCGGAGGGUGAGUAUAUUUGCCACUGGCUGCCGGAACUCCGUGACAUGUCUGGAAAAGCCAUCCGAGAAUCUUAUGCCAGGGGGGCGGCAGCCAUUGCGCAGAACAAUGGCUACCCCCGGUCUAUUAUGGACCACGCAGAGAGUCGAGAUCGAGCGUUGGAGAGGUUCAAGAAGGCACUAAAAUGGAUGCUGAAUAUGUAA
Messenger RNA from Penicillium mononematosum, 1557 nucleotides. Its product is annotated as deoxyribodipyrimidine photo-lyase PHR1. Lineage: Eukaryota; Fungi; Ascomycota; Eurotiomycetes; Eurotiales; Aspergillaceae. The record is from RefSeq and is a predicted model, not a curated record. The transcript is spliced from 5 exons. Gene Ontology annotation, biological process: entrainment of circadian clock by photoperiod; circadian regulation of gene expression. Bases 1 to 1557 code for a protein of 518 amino acids. Gene Ontology annotation, molecular function: FAD binding; DNA binding. Gene Ontology annotation, cellular component: nucleus; cytoplasm.